UCUGCCGCUGCCUCAUUUUAUGGAGGAGCUCCACAUCUGCAGCGCUCUCUCACUCCCUCACUUCCAUGGUGGUGAUGAUGAUGAUGAUGAUGAUGAUGAUGGUGAUGAUGAUGGCGGCGGCUCCUGUUUGAGGAGGUCGUCGGUGCGACGGUCACUCACUCUCAGAGGAGGAGGAAGGACAGGAGGAGGAGGAGGAGCAGAGGUGCAGAGUUAGCGGCGGCGGCCGCGUCUGCAUGGAUGUGUGUGUGUGAGGCGACGCUCGGCUCGGCUCCACCAUGAUCGCCGUGUCGUUUAAAUGUCGCUGCCAGAUCCUGCGCAGGGUGAACAAAGAUGAAGGGCCGUACGGCAAACACUCCGUGGGGUCCAGACCUCCAGAUGGGGCGCUGGCCAUCAGGAGGCAGAGUAUACCAGUGGGCGUAGACGAGUUUCGGGGCUGUUCGGUGGUGGAGCUGAUGAAGAAGGAGGGGACGACGCUGGGGCUGACGGUGUCAGGCGGCAUCGACAAGGACGGGAAACCCCGGGUUUCGAACCUGCGGCAGGGAGGCAUCGCCGCCAGGAGCGACCAGCUGAACGUGGGCGACUACAUCCGCUCCGUCAACGGCAUCAACCUCGCCAAGUUCCGACACGACGAGAUCAUCAGUCUGCUGAAGAACGUCGGCGAGCGCGUCGUCCUGGAGGUGGAGUACGAGCUGCCCCCUGUCUCAGUGCAGGGGUCAGGGGUCAUGUUCAAGAACGUGGAAGUCACGCUUCACAAAGAGGGAAACAGCUUCGGCUUCGUCAUCAGAGGUGGUGUCCAUGAAGACAGGAACAAGUCUCGUCCCAUCGUCAUAACAACCAUCAGACAAAGUGGACCAGCUGACAGAGAAGGAACGGUCAAACCGGGAGAUCGGUUGCUAAGCAUCGACGGGAUUCGUCUCCACGGCAGCACGUUAUCAGAGGCCAUGAGCAUCCUGAAGCAGUGCGGACAGGAAGCUACGCUGCUGGUGGAGUACGACGUCUCCGUGAUGGACUCGGUUGCCACGGCGUCAGGGCCGCUGCUGGUUGAGGUCGCCAAGGCGACGGGCUCCAGUCUGGGCGUGGCUCUUUCCACUUCCAUGUUCUGCAGCAAGCAGGUCAUCAUCAUCGACAAGGUCAAACCAGCCAGUAUAGCAGACAGGUGUGGCGCUCUUCAUGCUGGAGAUCACAUUCUGUCCGUCGAUGGGAAGUCGAUGGAGUUUUGUUCUCUGGCUGAAGCCACUCAGCUUCUCUCUGCGUCCUGUCAGACCGUCCGCAUGGAGAUCCUGCCACAGCACCAGGCCCGACCGGCCCUGAACGCACCACAGCACGUCAAGGUACAGCGUAGUCCCCGCCCUCUCCCUUGGGAGACUGGAGGCUCCGCCCCCAUCCUCCCUCCCUACCACUACAACACGUACCACCCCGACCAAUCAGGUGCCAGAUCGCACAACCGCCAUACAAACAACCCUCCGCUCAGUCACUCGUUCUCUCCCGGCUCCAUGUCGGCCUAUAGUCUCUCGUCCCUCAACAUGAACACGCUGCCCAGGAACAUGUAUCCCACGAGUCCCCGGGGGACACUGAUGAGGAGGAAAAGCAAGAAGAAGGACUUUAAGAGCUCACUGUCUCUUGCGUCGAGCACCGUCGGACUCGCCGGUCAGGUCGUUCACACGGAGACCACAGAGGUGACGUUGCUAGGCGACGGCAUCAUGGGGUUCGGCCUGCAGCUGCAGGGCGGAGUGUUCGCCACAGAAACGCUGUCGUCGCCACCGCUUAUCGCAUACAUCGACCCCGACAGCCCUGCAGAGAGAUGUGGCAUCCUGCAGAUCGGGGACAGGAUUUUGUCCAUAAAUGGAGUUCCUACUGAAGACUCCACUCUGGAGGAAACCAAUCAGCUGCUCAGAGACUCGUCCAUCACUGCUCAGCUCACACUGGAGAUCGAGUUUGACGUGGCUGAGUCGGUCAUCCCGAGUUCCGGAACGUUCCACGUGAAACUCCCGAAGAAGCCGGGGGUGGAGCUGGGAAUCACCAUCAGCUCUCCGUCCAACAGGAAACCAGGUGACCCUCUGAUCAUCUCUGACAUCAAGAAAGGCAGCGUCGCACACAGGACGGGGACGCUGGAGCUUGGAGACAAGCUGCUCGCCAUCGACAACAUCCGUGUGGAGAACUGCUCGAUGGAGGAGGCGGUUCAGAUCCUGCAGCAGUGCGAGGAACUCGUCAAGCUGAAGAUCCGCAAAGACGAAGACAACUCAGACGAACAGGAAGUGUCUGGCUCCAUCAUCUACACGGUGGAGCUGCAGCGCUACGGUGGCCCGCUGGGAAUCACCAUCUCAGGCACCGAGGAGCCGUUUGACCCCAUCAUCAUCUCGUCCCUGAGCAAAGGUGGACUCGCAGAGAGGACCGGCGCGAUCCACGUCGGCGAUCGCAUCCUGGCGAUCAACAGCAGCAGCCUGAAAGGAAAACCUCUGAGCGAGGCCAUCAGUCUGCUCCAGCAGGCGGGCGAGACAGUCACGCUGAAGAUCAAGAAGCAGGGCGAGUUGUCGAGUCCGAAGUCCUGCGUGAUUGGUCCGGGUCUGGGUCAGGAGAACCAGGAUGGGGAGGAGGAGCCUAUAAUCACGAUCACGCCCCCAUCAGGCCAGAGAGCGUUCUGCACACUGCCGUCCGUUGACAGCGCCGUGGAGUCGUGGGACGGAUCCAACAUGGACAGCAGCUUCACCACGUCGGCUCCUCCGUUCCAGUCGUACAGUUUCCACGAAUGGCGCAACGCCAAGUCGACCAACAGCCAAUCGUCUUCGUCCACUCGCCAGCGAACCAAUCCGCUGUCAGAUCUGGGCCUGACUGACGAUGACUGGGACCGCCCACCACUCGGAGGAGCCUGUAACCUGCCCAGCGGUCUAAUCUCUGACAGCAGGUUCACUGUGGGGCAUGAUGGUGCGGAACCGGACCAGGAGGAGAACUUCUGGUCUCAGGCUCUGGAAGAUCUGGAGACCUGCGGCCAGAGCGGCAUCCUCAGAGAGCUGGAGGCAACCAUCAUGUCAGGCUCCACCCUCAGUCUGAACCAUGACCCCACCCCCACGCGCAGCACUCUGGGACGCCAAGCUAGUUUCCAGGAACGCAGCAACUCUCGGCCACAGGUGACGCCGAGAUCCAACACCUUACCCUCCGAUCCCCAGCGCCGAGCCUUCGCCAUGAGAAAAAUGAGGCAAGAAGUCAAUGAAAUCCUCAACCAGAACCCUGUGGAACUCCAUAAGUUGACUCUAGAGAAGGCCACAGAUUUGGAGGACUUUGGUUUUAGUGUUUCUGAUGGUUUGUUGGACCGCGGUGUCUACAUUAACAACAUCCGACCAGGUGGUCCUGCAGAGCGAGGUGGCCUCCGAGCCUUCGAUCGAAUACUGCAGAUAAACCACGUUCGUACCCGGGACUUCGACUGCUGCUUAGUCGUUCCUCUAAUUGCAGAGUCUCCAAAUCGCUUGGAUCUCGUCAUAAGCCGAAGCCCCACCUCCUCCCUGCUGGCCAAUCACAAUGAUGGCACCGCCAACAACAGCCACUCCCCUCAGUCAAUUGGCAAUGAGCUGGGACCGUCGGAGCUUCUGAUUGGCCAUGGAGAGGAUUGUGGUCCAAUCAAGUGGAGCCAACCUGGAGAUGGACUGGGGGUGGGGCUUGGGCUUGGGCUUGGGCAGAUGAAUAAUAGCUCCUCAUAGCAGGCAAACCUGGAUCUGGAUUAAACUGGUUGUUUCCAGACUGGAACAGGGAGGUCAGCGAGGAGACAAUGCAACCGAGAUGAAAUUAACUGGUUUAGAGCCGUCCACACUGGUUCAGAGUGUACCCCAAUGGUGCUAUACACACCGCCUGGAUGAAUUUUGACCUUUGACCACCAACAGUGAACCCUUGAACUGCUAAUGGAGGUUGGAAGCAUCCAAAUGUACUAAAAAAAAAA
Messenger RNA from Solea senegalensis (Senegalese sole), 3928 nucleotides. It is a transcript of the gene grip1, whose product is annotated as glutamate receptor interacting protein 1. The record is from RefSeq and is a predicted model, not a curated record. The transcript has 26 exons. Lineage: Eukaryota; Metazoa; Chordata; Actinopteri; Pleuronectiformes; Soleidae. Gene Ontology annotation, molecular function: nuclear glucocorticoid receptor binding. Gene Ontology annotation, biological process: neurotransmitter receptor transport, endosome to postsynaptic membrane. The coding region runs from base 276 to 3692 and encodes 1138 amino acids.